Pipra filicauda (Wire-tailed manakin) is the source of this 2678-nucleotide messenger RNA. It is a transcript of the gene DIPK1B, whose product is annotated as divergent protein kinase domain 1B. The coding region runs from base 164 to 1459 and encodes 431 amino acids. Gene Ontology annotation, molecular function: calcium ion binding. NCBI's taxonomy places the organism in Eukaryota, Metazoa, Chordata, Aves, Passeriformes, Pipridae. The record is from RefSeq and is a predicted model, not a curated record. The transcript has 5 exons.
GGGCCGGGCCGGGCGCUGCGGCGGAGCGAGCGGGCGGCGCGGCUGGGCCCCCCAUCCCCGGCCCCCCCCGGGCCCCUCCGGCCCCGGCGGCGAGGCGGGGGCCGCGGCCGCGCCGGCCAUGCCCCCCGGAGCCUGAGGCCCGCGGCCGCGGGGCGCCCGCAGCAUGCGGAGGAUCCGGCGGCUGGUGCAUCUGGUGCUGUUCUGCCCCUUCUCCAAGGGCCUGCAGGGUCGCCUCCCGGGCAUCAAGGUGAAGUACCUGCUGGUGGUGUGGCUGGGCAUCUUCGUGGGCAGCUGGGUGGCCUACAUGCACUACUCGUCCUACUCCGAGCUCUGCCGCGGCCACGUCUGCCGGAUGAUAAUCUGUGACCAGUACAAGAAAGGAAUCAUUUCUGGCUCCACAUGCAAGGAUCUGUGUGAGGAACGUGGCCUCCUCUUCCAGCACUGCCUCUCCUCCUCUCCCACCCAGCAGGUUUACAGCGGGCUCUGGAGGGACAGGGAGGUGAUCAUCAAAUGUGGCAUUGGAGAAGCCCUGAGGGCAGACAGCCGCCCGGACUCUGUGCCCAGGAGGGAUGUGGUGCUCUUCGACAAACCCACACGGGGGACAUCCAUGGAUGAGUUCAAAGAAAUGCUCCUCAACUUCCUCAAGUCCAAGCUGGGAGAUCAGCCAUCCCUCCCAGCCCUGGUGAGCCGGGUCAUCGCCAUGGCCGACGUGAACCGUGACGGGAAAGUGUCUCUGGCCGAGGCCAAAUCCAUCUGGGCGCUGCUGCAGCUCAAUGAGUUUCUUCUCAUGUUCUCCCUGCACGAGAAGGAGCACACUGCCAAGCUGCUGGGGCACUGUGGGGACCUCUACGUCACCGAGAAGAUCCCCCACACCUCCCUCUACGGGCUGGAUGUCCCCCCCUUCCUCCAGUCGCUGCUGCCUUCCGUCGCCCACCAGCUCCUCCACCAGUGGUUCGCGCCGGCGUGGCCCCGGCGCGCCAAGAUCGCCAUCGGCCUCCUGGAGUUCGUGGAGGAGAUUUUCCACGGCACCUACGGGAGCUUCUACAUCUGCGAGACGGGCUUCAGGAACGUGGGCUACAACGACAAGUUCGACUUCAAGAUGGUCGACCUGAGGAAGGUGGCGACGGAGGCGACAGUCAGGGGGUUCCUCAAGGGGCGUCACUGUGAGCAGAACGUGGACUGCACCUACGGGCGGGACUGCACGGCGGCCUGCGACAAGCUGCUGAAGCAGUGCAAGGGCGACAUGGUGCAGCCCAACCUGGCCAAGGUGUGCGGGUUGCUGCAGGACUACUUGCUGUACGGGGCGCCGCUGGAGCUGAAGGAUGAGCUGCAGAAGCAGCUCCGAACUUGCAUGACCCUCAGCGGCCUGGCCAGCCAGAUGGAGGUGCACCACUCCCUCGUGCUCAACAACCUCAAGACCUUGCUCUGGAAGAAGAUUUCCAACACCAAAUAUUCCUAACGGGGGAAGCAUGGCCCUGGAGUUUAGGAUCUGCCACCUCGGAGUCAAGUCUAAGGGCUGAAGGCCUGUUUCUCCAUCUUCCCCACAGGUAAAAUACACCCUGCACAGGGAGUUCAGCAGAGCUGCAGCCCCUUCUCCAUGGAAAACCAAGCUUCAUGACUUCCACCGCCCAGCAGGAUCAUGGAUCAGUCAGCAGGAGUGUCUGCAGUGGGACACCAGGCUGGACAGGCUUGGGGGAGGAAGAUGACAUGGAAAGGGAUAAGGAAGCGGAGCCCAGCUGGAUGCAUCUAAGUGUUUCUUGAUUAACAGGAAAGCAGAGCAGAGUGAUGGGAAUGAAUCAUUCAUGCUGUACUUGUCACAUCUUCUUUUGAUGAACGUCUCUGAUGUAAAUAAACAGCUUUUACGUGAAUCACACCAGUACAUCAAUACUGAAACAGCAGCCUGUUAAGUACCAGCUUGUUUGUGAUCUAAAAAGGAGGAGAAGGUAGAUUUCCUGAUUCAAAAGUCUCUCCUUAAGUGUCUGAGUCAUCUGCCAUCAGAUCCAGCUGUAACAUAGGAAGCAGAUAAGCAGUCUGUUCCACAGUGUUGAAUCCUGGCAAUUCUUUGGUUCCAUUUUUAAGUGCCUGACCCUGACAGUGAUGCCAUGGCUUGUGUGAGGCUCCCACUUGGCUGCUCCCACCCCGAGUCCAAAAUUGGCAGCACAGGCCAUUCCCUCACAUGUUGGCUUUGGAAGCUCUAAGGCCAAGGAGAGCUUAAAGGCAAAGGGCUAAACAUGAACAGUUCUGACCUGUUAAUGUGCUCCCUGUGUCCCUUCCCACCACACUCAGAGCAGGGAUAAACCAACCUCUCGGUUUAAUUCUCCUAAAACUAAGCUGGGCUUGCCCUGCAGAGGUUGAAGGUUAAUACCAGAAUAAUCCAGUGCUUCUCUUGUUAUUAAAGUGAAUUUCCAGGCAAGCUUUCAGCAGGUCUCAAGACAUUUGUUUGGCUGUGUAUGUACUACCAGGGCUCUAAGUAUAGUCGUUUCCUUUAAAUGCCCAAUUAUAGCAAUCUUAAAACUGUGGGUAGGGAAGAAGAGCUUUUAUAAACUCCCCCAAGGCUGCUCUGUUCCCAGCACAGCCGUAUUCCUGCUGCUGGGCUGCACGGUGGUUCUCCUGCCAACAUUUCCUGAGUGGAGUGUGCAGCUGAUGUACAAUCCCAAUUAAAACUACACCUGACAGUA